Molecule: messenger RNA, 828 nt
Organism: Arabidopsis lyrata subsp. lyrata
Lineage: Eukaryota; Viridiplantae; Streptophyta; Magnoliopsida; Brassicales; Brassicaceae
Product: ATP-dependent DNA helicase PIF1-like
Exons: 1
Molecular function (GO): helicase activity; ATP binding
Source: RefSeq, a predicted model, not a curated record
GUGAAGCAAUGACUUAUUUAAGUGCAGACGAUAUUGAUCCUCAGGAUGGUGCUUCAUUGAACAAUCCUGUCUUCACACCUGAUUUCCUCAAUAGUAUCAAGCUUUCUGGUUUGCCAAAUCACAGUCUCAGUCUCAAGAUUGGUGCACCGGUUAUGUUACUGAGGAAUAUUGAUCCAAAAAAUGGUCUAUGUAAUGGUACUAGAUUGCAGAUAACGCAGAUGGGUAAUCAUAUACUUGAAGCCAAAGUGAUUACUGGAGAUAGAAUCGGAGACAAAGUGAUAAUCCCUAAAUCUCAGAUAUCACCUUCAGAUACCAAAUUGCCUUUUCGCAUGAGGAGAAGAUAGUUUCCAAUAUCUGUGGCUUUUGCAAUGACAAUAAACAAAAGCCAGGGACAAUCACUUAAAGAGGUAGGGAUUUAUCUUCCUAGACCAGUAUUUUCUCAUGGCCAGCUGUAUGUUGCCUUAUCAAGAGUCACUUCCAAAAAAGGUUUGAAAGUUCUUAUUGUGGAUAAAGAAGGAAAAACUCAGAGUCAAACAAUGAAUGUCGUCUUCAAAGAGAUCUUUCAGAACCUAAGGAAUUAGGAUAGUUUUAGUUUUUUUGCUUCUGUUAUUUAACUUUGUAGAUGUUUUGUAUUGUUUUUUAGAACAGCAAGUUCCUUUCCAUAGUCAUUUUAAUCCAAACAUAAUCAGACUCUCUGCAACUACAGUAGUGUAAGUUUAAGAGUUCAUUUCUAGACAACAAAAUCAAGAAACCUUAGUUCAAUUAUAACUCCGAUUGAGACAAACAACAACUUCAAUUUGUGUCUACAACUGAAAAAACAGAUCCAAA